GACGUCUCUUCAUCCGCCACGCGAAUCAACAACAAACACCCCAGAGCCAAUAUCACCACUAAAACCCCCGACCAAGUAUCCUUUUGAGUUCAGCAUCAAGCCUUCAAUAUGUGCACUUGGGAGAGGACCAAAUGCUCAACAUGCGACGCCACCGUGCAGGAUAAAUGCACCGGCCCGUGCACCGACGAUUUUCAUGCUAUUUAUACCAACGGAUCGACUGUAAGCGUUGUCUACGGCACGUGCGGACCUUGCAGCUAUGGGACGCCAGAAAGUCAGUAGCGGAAGAGAGUCAUCGGAAUGGAAGCAAAUGUUACAGUACGGUCACGGUACUUUAAAGUGAAGGCAGAUGAAUAAAUAAGCCUUGGCCUUUCGAUUUGAGUACAAGAUGUGGCAUUGCGUAACACCCAUGUUUUAGUGCAUGGUUAUUAUGCAUCCUUAUGCUGGUUUGAUGCAUAGCUUGAUUAUUAUAAAACAUGUCAUAAUUUUAGUCCAUGCGUAUAUUAAUACGUCUACUUUCCUGUUUUUUGCAGUCGAAGCCACGUUUUAACAACUUAUGCGGCUAGCAUUGUCCCAAUAUUUCUCGAAUCAUAGUCGGGAGUGACUACUACGUCUAUUCUAUUGUCGAAACAAUUUCAGGAACAUUUUCAACUCUACUGCGAUGAAUGAACGAUGUGGUGACCCGAUUGCCAAGCGCAUCUUUGUUUCUGUCUCGAAAAAAAGUCGUCAUUGGCCUCAGGCGUGGUCAUACGACAAGGAGAUAGUCGACGUGGCAAUUGACCUCAUCAAGUCGAAAGACACAGCUGCCCAGGUCGCGUAUGCAGACACAAUGCUUGUCGUCCAGGAGAGAUGGCCUAUGCGGAUCUGGAUUAUCUUCGACAUAUUCAACACUGAAUACGAUCCCUCUAAGGCCCACUUACCAGGCCAAAAUGAUUUACCAGUGAUCGCGAUAUCACUCAGCAAUAAAACGACUAUAACGAACGCUACCGAGGGAUUAGAGAACAGGGUCAACAAGGGGGUCCGAGAAGCUCACGAUCUUCAUGGGGAUGGAAGUCGGGCGCCGUUCAAGAUUGACCAUGCCAACAACAAUAUACCGACGUUUCCAAGCCCGAGAACACGAACUACUGUGACACCAAAGAGUUAGGGAGAGCGUUGGCUGUAAGAAGUGGAUUCUUGACUUAGUAUAUUCAAUGCCGACAAAUAUAGUAAUCGAGGGUAUUAGGC
Molecule: messenger RNA, 1221 nt
Organism: Colletotrichum destructivum
Lineage: Eukaryota; Fungi; Ascomycota; Sordariomycetes; Glomerellales; Glomerellaceae
Exons: 3
Coding region: 659-1141 (160 amino acids)
Source: RefSeq, a predicted model, not a curated record